Molecule: messenger RNA, 2130 nt
Organism: Leptinotarsa decemlineata (Colorado potato beetle)
Lineage: Eukaryota; Metazoa; Arthropoda; Insecta; Coleoptera; Chrysomelidae
Product: Gustatory receptor 63a
Biological process (GO): sensory perception of taste
Cellular component (GO): axon; membrane; dendrite
Source: RefSeq, a predicted model, not a curated record
AUCAGUUCUUUAAAACAGCAUUUUCUUGCCUAGUAAUAGCUCUAGUGAUAGAUUCAUAUUGAAGAACUAUAAAUUCUGAGUAAUGGAAAGUCGAAAAUUUACGAAACCAUUUUCUUAAUCUCGUUUCCUAAUUGGCUUCUAUAUUAUGUUCAAAAGAUAGUCUUUAUUAUAUAUUUCCUUGAUAAUUUUUUCACGCUGUCGUAUCUUUCUUUGCUUCUACCUGUCAAAUCAUUUGAAAAUGAAUAUUCAUUCGUAAAAUGCUUGAAAAUUUUGAAUUAUAGGUACCUUUUCUGAAUAAUUUUGUUAGCUGCAGUAGAUAUCCUUGGUUUUAACGCCUAUCAUAAUGGAGAAAACCUGAACUCAAGGUCGACCAUGCAAUGUACGAACGUUUGUAUUGGAAUUGGGCAAUUAAUCAUAAAUUACGGAGAUCGAUACCUUUAUUUACACUUCUGGAAAAAACUGUAAUUUUCUGGAAACUUGACCGCUUUCAGGAACGUAUAAUUGGUGACACAGUAAAGGUGUAGGUCACGAAAAGUGAGACUAUAUUUCAAAUUUGUCCGGACCAUCUCGAAGAAACACAGAAAAAGUUCCGUCAAAUAUAAUGUGAAAGUUUAUUCAUGUCAUAACGGAGCAGAAUCGUUAUUCCAAAAGAAGACGUAUUACCUCUGGGCUGGUAAAAAAACAAAUCUGCUAUUCGUCCGGCUGAAGACUAUCGAUGAUCAUGAACAGUGACAACUUCAACAUCAGCCUGAUCGAAGGAAUACCCAGGAACAACUCAAGAAGAAGAAGCGUCUACUUGGAAGGAACCCAACCGUUCUACCAGAAGUCUGGGAAAAAUCCGAACCCCGUCAUCAAGGUGGCUCCCUACGAUCCAAGCGGGCCUGGAGGCCCGGUCAGGGCCUUCCACGAUUCAAGAGAACUUGACAGCGUCUUCUUCAACUCCAUCAAACCGAUGGUUUACCUUCUGAAGGCGGUAGGAAUUUUUCCUAUAGGAAAUACUGGCUGCGUUUUCCAGACCACACCCCAACUUCUGAUUUACUCCAUCGCUGUAUUCGUCGUCAUCUUCGCCUACAUUUGCUACAUCAGAUGGGACAAGGUGGAAAUGGUUCGUUCUGCCGAAGGCCGCUUCGAAGAAGCUGUCAUUGACUACCUCUUCACGGUUUAUUUGGUGCCCAUAGUGAUCAACCCGAUAGCGUGGUACGAGGCGAAGAAACAAGCCAGAGUUCUGACCAACUUGGUGGCCUUCGAGAAAUUAUACCAGAAGGUGACGAAGAACAAAUUCCCGCUUCUUCUCGGCAACAAAUCUCUCAUUAUCGCCAUAGGUUUGCCGGUUUUGGCCACCGUCACGAUGGUCGUCACGCAUUUGACGAUGGUCCAUUUCAAAUUUCUGCAGGUCGUUCCGUACUGCUACAUCAACAUGAUCACAUACCUAGUAGGCGGCGCCUGGUACCUCUACUGCGACCUCCUCGGCAACAUAGCGCUAACGGUGGCGAAGGACUUCAAGCAGACCCUAAAGAACAUUGGUCCUUCGAGCCGGAUAGCGGAUUAUCGCUCGCUGUGGAUGAUGCUCAGCAGACUGAUAAGAGACGUUGGAAACGCCUUCGGAUACACCGUCACGUUCCUCUGUCUGUACCUCUUCCUCAUCAUAACGCUGACUAUUUACGGGCUGAUGUCUCAGAUGCAGGAGGGACUGGGAAUCAAGGACGUAGGGCUUACUAUCACGGCGGUCUUUGCUACGGCUACUCUGUUUUUCAUAUGCGAUGAGGCUCAUUACGGAUCCAACUGUGUGAAAGUUCAAUUCCAGAAAAGACUGCUGCUCGUCGAAUUAAACUGGAUGAACGAUGAUGCCCAGCAAGAGAUCAACAUGUUUCUGAGAGCAACUGAGAUGAAUCCUACGGAUAUGAGUUUGGGUGGCUUUUUCGAUGUGAACAGAAAUUUAUUCAAAUCUUUAAUUGCCACAAUGGUGACGUACCUGGUGGUGCUGCUCCAGUUCCAGAUCAGCAUUCCAGAAGAUGGAUCUGCGUCGGGAAGCGCUUCCUCCAAUGAUAAUAAUUCGACAAAAAUUUUACGAUGAGUUUGUACAUCCAUGAAAUAUAAAGUGUCUUCAGCGGGUCAUUUGUUCAGAAUAUC